UUUAACAUCUGCCACAGACGAGAAAAACCCCAACCAAAUGAUCUGGUACCAUUUUUGUAUUUUAUUUUUGUAGCCAAAACCCCCAAAGUCUAAAAACCUAAGACAACAAUUUUUGGAAUAAGCCCUAAAAGAGGGCAUAAACCCUGAACCUCCGACCGACGAUAAAAACCUCAGAACAGAUUUGAUAGUGAAUAACAACAAGAGUUUGGUUAAAGAUGCAGAACGACGAGGUCAUAUGGCAGGUUAUCAGGCACAAGCACUGCAGCUUCAUGUCUAAAAUUUCAACUGGGAUUUUCUGUCGAAACCCGUAUAACGUAACUGGGAUCUGUAACCGAAGCUCGUGCCCACUUGCCAAUAGUCGCUAUGCUACUAUUCGCGACCAUGAUGGAGUCUUCUAUCUUUAUAUGAAAACAAUAGAAAGAGCUCAUAUGCCGAACAAGUUGUGGGAAAGAGUUAAGCUGCCAAGCAAUUAUGAAAAAGCGCUUGCAAUCAUUGACAAACAUCUGAUGUAUUGGCCUAAGUUACUUGUACACAAGAUAAAGCAACGGUUAACCAAAAUGACUCAGAUGCGGAUACGUAUGAGGAAACUUGCUUUGAAAACAAGGGAGAAGAUAAUGACAACACCAAGGAAAGAGAAAAAGAGGGAGUCUAGAAGAGAAGAAAAAGCUGAAAAAGCUGCAGUGUUGGAAAAGAGUAUUGAAAAUGAACUAUUAGAACGCCUGAAGAGAGGAGUUUAUGAUAUAUAUAAUUAUCCUGUCAAAGAAUACAAUAAAGUUCUUGAUAUGGAAGAAAUGCAGCCUGUUAGUGAAGAAGAUGAGGAGGAACCUGAGAUAGAAUAUGUUGAAGGUUAUGAUGAACUCGAGGAGGAAGAGGAUAUGGAAGAUUUUGGUGGUCCUGCAAUGUUUCAAUCACUUACAGAAGAUGAUAAUGAUGAAGAUGCUGACGAUGAUGAGACAGAACCAUCUAGUCACAAGAGAGUGAGAAAAGAGUCAGACUUGGCUCUUAAAAAGCUUCAGAAAGAUGAUCCCCAUGCGAAAUUGAAGAAGAAGGCAAGGGUACUUGUUGAGGUUGAGCAUGAAGAUGACUUAGAAAGAGAAAAGGCAGUCCACUAGAAAGCAAUGUUUCUUAGGAGCUUUGGCUGUAGAUUAUCCCCCGGAUUUGCUGGGAAAUGAGGGAGACUUGCGGAGUUGUAGACAAGAAAUUUUGUUUUGAUAGUUUUGCUGUUCUGAUGAUAGUGGAACGCUAAACCAAAUUAUGUUCAAUGAAUGCCAAUCUUUUCUUGAA
Molecule: messenger RNA, 1284 nt
Organism: Ziziphus jujuba (common jujube)
Lineage: Eukaryota; Viridiplantae; Streptophyta; Magnoliopsida; Rosales; Rhamnaceae
Exons: 9
Coding region: 216-1112 (298 amino acids)
Biological process (GO): maturation of LSU-rRNA; maturation of 5.8S rRNA
Cellular component (GO): nucleolus; preribosome, large subunit precursor
Source: RefSeq, a predicted model, not a curated record